UCCUUCCUAUCCUCCAAACACUCUAAACAACUCCAACUGCCAUGUUUCGGUUAUUCAGUUACUCUCUCUCCCUCUUUAUCUUCUUCCUCAAAUUCCAGCCAUGCAUACCCACCAGAACAGUCCCCAAAAACACCGGAAUAUCAGAGAUAAUUGCAGCACCGAAAUGUGGUGCACCACCACCUGACAUGAGCUCAAAUACAUUGCAUGGCACGAAACAUUACGUGUAUUUCCCCGGAAAACCUCGGUGGGUCCCACGCACGAUGCCCAUGAGACUCACCUACGCUUUCUCGGCGGAGAACAUGAUCAGUUACUUGAGCUCGUCCGAUAUCCGAGACGCAUUUAAACGCUCUUUUGAUCGUUGGGCGUCGGUUAUUCCGGUGAGCUUCUUCGAGACAGAAGACUACGGCUUCUCGGAUAUCAAAAUAGGGUUUUACGCCGGGGACCACGGCGACGGAGAGCCUUUCGACGGUGUGCUUGGGAUUUUAGCCCACUCGUUUUCGCCGGAGACCGGGAGGCUCCACCUUGAUGCGGUGGAGACGUGGGCAGUGGACUUUAGGUCGGAGAAAUCGGCGGUGGCUGUCGAUUUAGAGUCCGUGGCGACUCAUGAGAUCGGGCAUUUGCUAGGGUUAGGGCAUAGUUUGGUGAAAGAGGCUGUGAUGUACCCGAGUUUGAAGCCUAGGGAAAAGAAGGUUGAUUUACAGGUUGAUGAUGUUGAAGGAGUGCAAGCUUUGUAUGGAUCGAACCCCAAUUAUACAUUCAGUGCUUUAUCAGAGUCAGAAUACAGUACUUCAACAAAUCUGGGCGUUGAUUUCAGGAGUAGACCAUCAAGAUGGGAAAAUUUCGUCUUUGUUUUGGUUAUCUGGUUGUGCAUUUACUUUUAGCAGUAAAACUUACUUGGUUUCUCCUGCUGGCUUUUGUUUUCAACUGGUAGCUACAACAUAACCUUCUUAAUUUUUCUUUUCUUGUUCGUUUUAUACACACUAAUUGAAGGGUUGGCCCUUAAUUUGUACUAGUGACUACCACGUCUGAAGGAGACUAGUCUAAUGAUACGUAUUUCUCAUCUACAUUGUUAUCUCUAUGUGAUUCCGACUUUUUUGUCUAUGAUUUGAUAUGUUUAAACUU
Molecule: messenger RNA, 1122 nt
Organism: Rosa rugosa (rugosa rose)
Lineage: Eukaryota; Viridiplantae; Streptophyta; Magnoliopsida; Rosales; Rosaceae
Product: metalloendoproteinase 4-MMP
Exons: 1
Coding region: 42-881 (279 amino acids)
Biological process (GO): extracellular matrix organization; proteolysis; collagen catabolic process
Cellular component (GO): extracellular matrix
Molecular function (GO): zinc ion binding; metalloendopeptidase activity
Source: RefSeq, a predicted model, not a curated record